AUGAAGGGCACGCUAUACCCGCGGACCAGCACCGUCGGCGGCUGCACCGCACACAAUGCCCUCAUCACGGUCUACCCACACCAGUCCGACUUCGAAUACAUCGCCACGCUUACGGGAGAUGGCUCAUGGUCCCCAGAGAAGAUGCGCCGGUAUUUUGAGCGUAUGGACAACAACCACUAUUUGCUACCUGGAACUCCGGGUCAUGGGGAUAAGGGCUGGCUGAGUACCCAGACAGCACCCAUGGACCUUGUCCUCAAAGACCCGCAGCUUCUCAGCAUGUUACUAGGCGGAGCUUUUGCUCUGGGCAAUCAAACCAAUUCGGUCUUCAACCUGGGCACGCUCUUGGCUAGGGAUGCCAAUCAAGAUACCAAGUCGCGCGACACAUCUCCAGGCUACUACCAAAUUCCCAUCGUCACGGACGAUAGCCACCAUAACGGCCCGCGUGAGCAUGAUGGAUCCAAGAAGUACCCACUGGAUAUCCGCACUAGUUGGUUCGCCACCAAAUUCACCUUCGACCACUCUGUGAAUCCAGCUCGAGCUUCGGGCGUGGAGUUUUUCGACGGCCAAUAUCUCUUCCGCGCUAGUCCGCGGUCCAAGGAAGCUGAAAAAGGCACCCCAGGCACGGCCUCGACCUCGCACGAGGUCAUUGUCGCCGGAGCAGUAUACAACUCCCCGCAGCUACUGAAGCUGAAUGGUGUUGGCCCCAAGGAUGAGCUGCGCAAGUUUGAAAUCAACGUGGCACCGGACUUACCGGGCGUAGGAUCAAACCUGCAAGACCACCACGAGACCGCAGUCCAGGGUCAUGUACCCCCGGGACUGGGCCGCGCUGAAAGGGUGCACGCUGGGAGCCAACGGAGAGGCUGA
Penicillium alfredii is the source of this 864-nucleotide messenger RNA. RefSeq names its product glucose-methanol-choline (gmc) oxidoreductase. Gene Ontology annotation, molecular function: oxidoreductase activity, acting on CH-OH group of donors; flavin adenine dinucleotide binding. The coding region runs from base 1 to 864 and encodes 287 amino acids. The transcript is spliced from 2 exons. Lineage: Eukaryota; Fungi; Ascomycota; Eurotiomycetes; Eurotiales; Aspergillaceae. The record is from RefSeq and is a predicted model, not a curated record.